Molecule: messenger RNA, 2883 nt
Organism: Trichoderma reesei QM6a
Lineage: Eukaryota; Fungi; Ascomycota; Sordariomycetes; Hypocreales; Hypocreaceae
Exons: 3
Coding region: 1-2883 (960 amino acids)
Biological process (GO): positive regulation of rRNA processing; positive regulation of transcription by RNA polymerase I
Cellular component (GO): nucleolus
Molecular function (GO): RNA binding; protein binding
Source: RefSeq, a predicted model, not a curated record
AUGGCGGGCAGCAGGCUUUCUAAGCCCCAGGACGAAGCGACCAAGAAGAGAAAGAGGGAUCUGAUCGAGGGCGACGCGCGAAUCAAGAGGUCACGGGCGCAGCAAGGCGUCGCAGCGGACGAGCACGAGCAAGCAGCUGAUGGAGACGUCGAAACCGACAACAGCCUUCAAAAUGGAUCGCUGGCAAAUUCAAAAAGCAAUGGUGAAGCUGUGGCCAAGCGCUCGUCAGACGGAGAGGCUGGCUGGAGACUCUCCAAGCCCAUGGGUGGCAGAAUGCUCGACAUUGAUCCCAUCCUCACUCAAGAUGACCAGUACCUCAUCUUGACAUACAACACCUCCGUCCAAAUCUACACCACCAGCGACUCUCUCCUCCUGAGACGAAUCCCCAUUGGCGCCGUCGAUACCGCUACGUCAGACGGCUCGUCUCCCGCAAACAUCGUUGCGACCCGCCUGUCUAUUCAGAACCCUGAAUACCUCUGGGUUGCUUGCUCAGAUGGCCAAAUCUACCAUGUAAAGUGGACAGAGGCCGCUGAGACGCACCAGAGCUUCAAGACAGUGACGGGUACCGCCAAAGCGAUGACAGUGACUUCGACCGAGGCCUCUGGCGCCAAAGCCGAUGUCGUCGUCGUCGUCGAGACAGCCAAGUCCAAUAAGACGGAGUUGACUGCGUAUGGCGGCGAUCUGCUGUCGUCUCCAGUCUCAAAGCACAUACUGAGCAUCAAGAAGCCCGGCAAUGGCCUGCACCUGAUUGAGGCCACUCAGGAUGGCCUCGUCCUGGUCGGUGCUGUGAAUGACUCUCUCUUUAUUGGCGUAGCGUCACACGAGCAGACGACCAAUUUCGAAGAGAUCCAAUACGACUUCUUCUCCUUUGACGUGCCAGACAUCAUCACCACGCUCGAUUUCAGGGUAUACCAAGCCUCUGCUCUGCCCGGCGCUGGAAGCAAAGGACGACGCGCCUCCGACAGAGUGGUGGAUGUGAUUGUUGGCGGCGCACGAGGAGGCAUCUAUCUCUACCAUGACGCCCUGGCUCGAAGCCAAUCACUUGGAAAAGCCGGCAUCCAAGCUCAAAAGUUCCACUGGCACCGAAAGGCAGUUCAUUCAGUCAAGUGGUCACGAGAUGGCAACUACAUGAUCUCAGGAGGCUCCGAAAACGUUCUUGUGCUAUGGCAGAUGGACACAGUCAAGAGAAACUACCUCCCGCACCUGUCAGGCAGCGUCGAAAACAUUGUUGUUUCUGCCAGCGGAUCAUCAUAUGUCGUGCACCUUGAUGACAACUCAACAAUGAUUCUAUCCACUGCUGAACUGACUCCGACCACAUACAUAUCCGGCAUUCAAUCUGCAUCGGUUGAGGCCACGACACCCAAAGACUUGCUCGUGCAGCGUGUUUGGUCAGUAGCAGACAAAGUGCGCCGACCUAUUCCCGCUGCCAUCAAGGCGAACCAGCCCUCCAAGCUUCACGUCUGUGUCGGCAAUGGCCGCCAGGCAACGAUGACGGGAGACUUCUCAGCGCCCCUACUGCAGUCCUUUGAUCUUGAGACCUUCACGAGCAUCUCCAAGCAGGCACUGGCCCGGACACAGCCUACGGACGUCAAUCUGUCCAAUAAGGGCUACGCCAUUGAAGAGCCUGUUGUCACGCACAUCUCCUUUUCUUCCGACGGAAAAUGGCUGGCCAGCGUCGACGACUGGUUUCCUUCAACCAGGGACAUUGGCGCCGUUAGUGGCGACGCUGGCGACCAGUUCUUGAAGGAGAGGCACGAGUCAUACCUCAAGUUCUGGCAAGUCAAUGACGAGGACAACUCGAUUGCCCUCGUCUCCAGAAUCAAUGCGCCGCACACGUCGACCCAUCCGGAGACGAUACUAGAUCUUGCCUCGGACAGUUCCUCAGCCUGCUUUGCCACCAUUGCCGGGGACGGCAUCGUGCGCCUUUGGCGACCAAAGGUCCGCCAACAAGACGGUUCACGACGCACAGAUGGCGGCGUGGAGUUUACCUGGGGUUGUUCCCGGAUAAUCCCCAUCGGCGAUGGGCUCGGCCGAGAUGCCAUCGCGGAUAUUCCCAACGACUCGGCUGCUCCUGUGAAGCCUCAAGCCCGCAUUGCCUUCUCGGAAGACGGUUCCACGCUGUUUGCUGCCUUUGGCGCUGUUGACACGGGAGCCGUGUAUGUGAUCAAUGCGGCCUCUGGCGAAGUUGUCAAGAUCCUGGAGGGCCUCUGGAAAGGACAGCUGCAUUCAUUGCGAGUGCUGUCGCAGUAUUUGAUUGUGCUUUCCGACGAGCUGCACGUCUACGACGUCGUGAGCGACGAUUUACGGUACGGAAUCGUGGUGCCCAAGGCUUCUGACGCCGACGAAUUGCUGCAGCUCGCUGUCGACUCGGUGUCCGGGCAUUUUGCAGUUACCCUUCCUCUUGGAAACACCUCUAGCAUCGGCAUCUUCAGCCCGAGCGAGCCCGAGCCGCUCAUCGUCCGCAACACGCCCCAUCGGAUCGUGAGUCUCAUUUCAGUGCCCGGCACCAGCGGCUUUGUCGCUCUCGAUGAUGUGGCCCAGAUCUGGACCCUUACCGAGGGCUCCAACGCCUCCACCAUCCUAGCCGCUCAGCCGCUGCAGGAUCUGCGGCUCGACAAUGCCUCCCAGGAAGCCGACAGCAACAAGCUCGCCAUCAUGCUCAACGGAGAUGCUGAGAGCGACGAUGAGAUGGAGGAGGCGCCAAACGCAGAUGAUGACGUGGACAUGGAGGAUGACGACGUUCAGGCCAAUAUCAUCCCUCAACAGUAUCUCGCAGACAUCUUUGAUGCUGCGCCUCCGUUUGCCGGGGCUUCUGUGGAGGACAUGUUUUACAAGGUCAUUGAUCUUCUUGCGGCCAAGCCCCUGUCGACUACGACUUUGUGA